AGGCGGCCUCUUUUUGUUCUCCUCUGGGUGCCCGGGGCGAGGUGGGGGAGGGGAAGAAGCGCCGCUUGAGCUGGGUUUUGGAGCAUCCUCUACUACCUCUGGCCUCGGCCGCUGCCGGGCCUCGAGGCCUCUAGAAACUAGGCUUUGGCGCCCGCCGCCCGGCCCCAGGGGGACCUCCGAGCGCGCCGGCCCGCGGCCGACCACCUGCCCAGAUGUGCCCAGCUUCGGCCGCCGGGCGCGCUCGGGCUCGCGGGAAGCGCAACAUCUGCAGCCAGCUGAGCAGGAGGGCCCAGGGCUUUUUCACCAAUGAUGCUGGGAUGGUUCAGAGGACAAAUCUGGGGAUCCUGAGGAAGCUAGUGUGCCAGAAAAGCACUAAAUUCAAGAAUGUUUGGACCACUCAUUCUAAAUCGCCUAUUGCCUAUGAGAGAGGAAGAAUAUAUUUUGACAAUUACCGGUGUUGUGUCAGCAGUGUUGCAGCAGAGCCAAGAAAGCGUUAUGAGAUGCCCAAGUGUUCUAAAUCAGAAAAAAUAGAGGACGCUUUAUUGUGGGAAUGCCCUGUGGGGGAUAUACUGCCCAAUCCAUCAGAUUACAGGUCCUCCCUUAUAGCACUGACUGCUCAUAACUGGCUACUUCGUAUAUCUGCAAAUAAUGGAGAAGUAUUGGAGAAAGUUUAUCUUGCUUCUUAUUGCAAAUUCAGAUAUUUGAACUGGGACACUCCCCAAGAGGUCAUUGUUGUCAAAUCAGCUCAGAGCAAAGCCACUGCUUUGGCACGCCAGGCAGGCAUUCAACCGUCUGUGCUGUUGUACUUUGCCGUAUUUCGAGUCAUACCUCUCUCACUUAUAGGAAUGCUGGAGAUCAAUAAGAAAAUUUUUGGGAGUGGUGUCACAGAUGCCACGAUUUCUCAUGGAAUGUUGAUUGUAAUGCAUAACUCAGGACUGAUCAGACUCUAUAGCUUCCAGGCCAUCACAGAGCAGUUCAUGCAGCAGAAACUUGACCUGGGGCGCACAUGCAGAUGGGGUGGGACAUCUGGAACUGUAGGAGAAUCACCUUUUGGCAUUCCUUGUAAUAUUAAAAUCACAGAUACUCCUCCGCUGCUUUUUGAAGUAUCUUCUCUGGAGAACACAUUUCAGAUUGGUGGCUAUCCGUGGCACUACAUCAUCACUCCUAACAAGAAGAAACAAAAAGGCGUCUUCCAUAUUUGUGCGCUCAAAGAUCAUACCAUGGCAAAAAAUGGGAUCCAAGAAAUGAACUGUUGUUCACUUGAAUCUGACUGGAUAUAUUUCCAUCCUGAUGCCUCUGGGAGAAUAAUUCAUGUGGGUCCAAAUCAGGUCAAAAUUUUGAAAUUAAAAGAAAUAGAAAAUAGCAAGACCCAGCAUCAGGUCGUUGAAGAUUUUGUCAUUGUGGCUGACAGAGAGGAAAAAACCAAAAGCUUAUUAACUGUUACAGCUUCUGGACGAGUGGUAAAAAAACGUCUUAAUCUUUUGGAUGAUGACCCAGAACAAGAGACUUUCAAAAUUGUAGACUAUGAAGAUGAAUUGGAUUUGCUCUCUGUGGUGGCAGUUACUCAGCUGGACACUGAGGGAAAAGCUCACCUGGAUUUCCACUGUAAUGAACAUGGGACAUUACUCAAGAGCAUUCCAUUAGUGGAGUCAUGGGAUGUGACAUACAGCCAUGAAGUUUACUUCGACAGAGACUUAGUUUUGCACAUAGAACAAAAACCCAACAGAGUCUUCAGCUGCUAUGUUUACCAGAUGAUGUUGAAUAUGAAAGUCCAGGAAGUAUCUACUGAUCUUGAUCUGAAUCAGGGUCCUUGGAGAUUACUGAAGACUCCCCUUUGUUCAAGAUGUGGAAUAAAAGGUAGCCUAAGCAAAGGGAGGAUUUUUGUGUGGUUCCUGUUUCAGAGAUCCAAUUGCUUACCAUCCACAUGUUCAACACAUUUCCUUACUUCAGCUUCAAAGACAUUUAAUUCUGGCAUAUACAAAAGGGAAGGAAAUAGUCUGAAGAAUCAUAAACAUAUUCAAGUGCAGGAAGCUUUUAAUAUUAGAGUUAAGCUUUGGUCAUUUAAAUGAAUAUCUUUAACAGUCUUCUUGUCCAGAUUUAGCCUACUCCCAUAUGAUGAGGGACAUCAGUCUUGCCUUUAAAUUCUGCCUUUAGAAAUUUAAAAAUAAAAACCAAAUCUACAAACAUCUUUAGGGCUAAAGAAAGACAGAUGUCAAAUACUCCCAGCUUAGUGGAGUAGGCAAUAGAACUGGAAGGUUAAAAAAAAAUUAGAGCCAAUUCCCAUUAUCAAAAAAAAAAAAAAAAAAAAGAGUGACGUCCUUAAUAGAAAAGGAAGUAAUUAUCUCAGAUGUUUUAAAAUUAGGAACAAGAAGAAUAGAGUGAAAAAAAAUCUUUCUGGCCCUAUUAUUGUAAUAUGUAACGCUCUGAAAUAGUAAGAGUGAUUGUUUCCUGUGUAAAUCUUACUUAAUGAGAUAAAAAUUUAUGCAUAUUAUUGAAUUGUUGUAUUUUCCUGUAUCUGCUAAUUGAAGAAAGCAUUCUUCCCAAAGCAUGAUAAAUAACAACAUUUAAUAUAAUGCUUCUGAGGAAUUCAGAGCAAAUACUUUUGUUGGUAGCAAUAGGUCAAGAUUAAGAUUAUAAUGAAGCAGUGAUGUGUCUGCUGUUUCCUUGGUGCUAUCCCAAAUACAGUUAAAUACAAACUGUAUCUAAGUACAGACUAAUUCAAUGAUUUUAUAAACAAAAAGUACAAGAGAACUGCGUAAGAAUAUCCCCAAGAGAAAGACAAGUGCCAGAUACCAAGGGGAAAAAAGACUAGAGUUUGGGACACCUCAAAUCAUAUUCAAGAACAAAACGUUGACUGACUGAACUCCUUUUUCCAAGAUUGUUUCAGAGAAGCAUAACUUUGUACUAUAAGAUGGAUGGAUCUGUUUAGGCCUCAAAGUCUUUGUUGAAAUCAAAUCAAGUGAACAAGUAUUUACUUAUUAAACACUCACUGUAUAUCAUGCACUGUACUUAAUGCUGGGGAUAUAAAGGACUAAAACUUUUUCCCAAAAACCUACUGUCUGCUUUCAAGGACCUCACAGUUAAGUCUUUACUUAAGUCAUGUUUUAAGUUUGUUUUGCAAAAAGUGUUUUUAGAAGAUUUUGUGUGGACUUUUUGUUUUGAAAAAGGUUGAAUUAGUAAUCUAAAGAAAUGUUGAGCUGAAAAAGACCAUUAAGAAGCCAUUUAAUAAUCAUUCCCUCACCUUUCAGAAGACAUAUCUUUCUUGACUUCUUUACACCAUGUGUAAGAAACCUCACUGAAAAUGAGGUUCUUUAAAUGUAAGCUGAGUACUUUUUACAUACAUGUUCUGUCCUAAAAUUGUAAAACUCGAGCAGAUUUGGGGUAAGCCGAUGCUAAAAUAAAUUGUUACUUUACUUGUCUAUAGAGCUGGGUAUGGGCAGAAAACAAAAUCCUGAGUUCAGAUCCAAUCUGUGACAUUAACAAUACCAGUGUGAUUUUUGGGUAAAUCAUUUAAUCUCCUUUAUCCAUUAUUUCCUUUUCUGCAGAAUGAGAGUAUUGGAGUAUAGAUGGCUUCUGAUGUCUCUUCCGGCUCUAAAUCUAUGAUACUGUGAUACACAUAUAUAUGUAUGCACAUAUGUGUAUAUAUGUAUGUAUAGGUAUCUGUGCAGUAAUGGUAUAAAGAAAACCACAUUUCAAUGAAUAUUAUCAUAAACUGAUGUGGAUAUUAUAAAUUCUGUUGAUUGAAGAAGCCUAUGUGCAAAUCUAUUAAAGAGUCCCUAUCCAUUUAGCCAAUCUGUUUAAUGAAAAUGUUGUCUUUGGUGUUGUAUUUAUAUAGUAAUUGUCUUUGAUGAUCUAAAGGGUGUUAAAUGGCUUUAAUAAAAUUUUAUAUGUUUUUUAAAAUGAUGUCAAUUGGUGAUUUGGGGGAGUUUCCAUAGUUUUUGUGGAGAGUUGUCUUUUUUAUUUUUUGGCAGAGUCCUUUCCAGCUGCAGUGCCAAAGCUUUCAUUAAUAACAUGAAUAUUACUUUGCAGGGGAAAGAAAAGAAGGGAGGGGCAGUGGUGAUACAGGGCAUUUGAUGAAGAUGACCAGAUGUUCCAAUUGGGCUUUGACCUUGUCAGUUUUUGACUGAGGGCAAAAUUAGAGGAAAUGGGUAGAAACUACAGGGAGCACAACUCAGCAGUAUAGGAAACCAUUUUCCAGCCUGCUAUAGAAGAGUUUCUUGUUUAAAUAGGGAAGAGUUGGACUAGAUGGCCUUCCCCUUAGAUACCAUGAAACCAAUAAACUAAUGGGAGAAGGACAGAAGAUAACUCUCCUUAUUGUUUCUUUCAGGUAACAUUUUAGGGAAUUAUAAAGAAAAACAUGAGUGCCACAUAGUAUGCUAAAUUCUUGACAAUUACCAUCUUAUUUGAUCCUCACAACAAUCCUGAGAAUUUGAAGUUUCAGGGAAGGCUUAUAUGUCAGUCUAAGGUGCCAGACUCAAGAAAUGCACAUUUUAAGCAGUCAUCUUUUCUGAAAUAUGUCCCAGUUCUGUUCUGGCUUCUUUCAAAUCACCAUCUAUGCACUGUCUUCUCUGUCAAUGUGUAGGGCCAACUGAAUAUAAGCUUAGACAUGUACAUUAAUAUGGAAUGUUAUGUGCAAGGAACAUUAAUUAGGCUGGGUAUUAUAGUGUGUGGAGGGGAUGAAAGUAUAAGACCAGAAAGGUAAGCAGGAAGUCAGAUAAUGAAGAGUUUUAGUUCAUAAUCGCAGGCUAGUUCAGAAGAGUGAAUAGAACUGGUACGUAGAUGUGGAAGUUAUAUGCAUUGAGAUGAUGAUUUGAGUCAUGAGAGCUAAUGAAGUCAUGGAGAGAAGGUGUAAAGAAAAGAGGAGAGGGCCCAAGAAAAAGCCUUAGAAUACACCUAUAGCUAGGAGGUGUCAUAUAAAUGGUGGUUUAAUAAAGACUGAGUAGCCUAUAGUAAUCUAGUAUUUGAUAAAACCUCAAAUUCCAGCUUUUGGAAUAGGUACUUGCUAUUUAACAAAAAUUGCUGGGAAAAUUGGAA
Molecule: messenger RNA, 5034 nt
Organism: Sarcophilus harrisii (Tasmanian devil)
Lineage: Eukaryota; Metazoa; Chordata; Mammalia; Dasyuromorphia; Dasyuridae
Gene: DCAF17
Product: DDB1 and CUL4 associated factor 17
Exons: 17
Coding region: 213-2069 (618 amino acids)
Biological process (GO): protein ubiquitination
Cellular component (GO): Cul4-RING E3 ubiquitin ligase complex
Source: RefSeq, a predicted model, not a curated record